Molecule: messenger RNA, 3693 nt
Organism: Arachis ipaensis
Lineage: Eukaryota; Viridiplantae; Streptophyta; Magnoliopsida; Fabales; Fabaceae
Product: glycoside hydrolase family 2 protein
Biological process (GO): lactose catabolic process
Cellular component (GO): beta-galactosidase complex
Molecular function (GO): carbohydrate binding; beta-galactosidase activity
Source: RefSeq, a predicted model, not a curated record
UACCAUCUUUGUUUUCCCCCAAUAUCAUAAAAAUACUCCCUCGGUCCCUCCGCUACACCAUUGCAUCGAGUCAUUGACCCCUUUUCUUUUCCAUUAUUAUUUAUUUAUUUAUAAUAUAAUUCACUCUCACUACUCAGUGUGUGUUCUCUCUCUCUCGCGCUCUCUCUCUCUCUCUGUGUAUGUAGGUGAUGGCUGCUUCUUCAUCUUCUAAGUCUCUGGUGGGGCCUCUUGCGCUUGUCUCAGAGAAUGGUUGCAGAGUUUGGGAGGAUCCUUCGUUCAUCAAGUGGAGGAAAAGGGAUGCACAUGUCACGUUGCGUUCUCAUGAAUCUGUUGAAGAAUCUCUUAGAUAUUGGUAUAAACGCAACAAAGUGGAUUUUCUGGCAUCAAAAUUUGCUGUUUGGAAUGAUGAUGCUAUUCAAGGAUCUCUUGAUUGUGCCGCAUUUUGGGUAAAAGAUUUACCCUUUGUCAAGUCCUUGUCUGGAUAUUGGAAGUUUUUCUUAGCUAACAAUCCGGACAAUGUCCCUAAUGAAUUUUAUGGAAAUGAAUUCCAAGAUUCAGAGUGGAAAACUUUACCUGUUCCUUCGAAUUGGCAGUUGCAUGGAUUUGACCGCCCGAUUUAUACAAACGUAACAUAUCCAUUUCCACUAAAUCCUCCUUUUGUUCCUAUGGAAAAUCCAACUGGCUGCUACAGAAUAAACUUCCACAUUCCCAAAGAAUGGGAGGGUAGAAGAAUUUUGCUCCAUUUUGAAGCAGUUGAUUCUGCAUUUUGUGCUUGGAUAAAUGGGCAUCCUAUUGGAUAUAGCCAAGAUAGCAGGGUACCUGCAGAGUUUGAAAUCACUGAUUUUUGUCAUCCAUUUGGUUCAGACCAUAUGAAUGUUCUAGCUGUUCAAGUGUUUAGAUGGAGUGACGGCUCUUACCUUGAAGAUCAAGACCACUGGAGGUUAUCUGGCAUACACCGUGAUGUACUUCUUCUAGCCAAGCCAAAGGUGUUUAUAAUGGAUUAUUUUUUCAAAACAAACAUUGCCGAGGACUUUUCAUCUGCAGAUAUAUUGGUAGAAGUUAAAGUAGAUAAUUCCUUAGAGACAUCCAAGGAUAAUCUCCUAACAAACUACAGCAUUGAAGCUGCAUUGUAUGAUUCUGGAAGCUGGUAUACCAGUAAUGGGAAUCCUGAUCUCCUCUCAUCUAAUGUAGUGGACUUAAAAUUUCAACCAUCAAGUGCACCAACAUUAGGUUUCCAUGGUUACGUGUUUGGUGGGAAAUUGCAAGCACCAAAGCUUUGGUCUGCAGAGCAUCCAUACCUCUAUACCUUAGUUGUCGUCCUCAAAGAUAAAACUGGAAAUACUGUUGAUUGCGAGUCAUGUCCAGUGGGCUUUAGGAAAGUAUCUACAGCCUACAAACAAUUGCUUGUCAAUGGAAAAGCUGUCGUAAUAAGAGGUGUGAACAGGCAUGAACAUCAUCCACGAGUGGGAAAGGCAAAUAUAGAAUCCUGCAUGAUCAAGGAUUUGGUUUUGAUGAAACAAAAUAAUAUUAAUGCUGUUAGGAAUAGCCACUAUCCUCAACAUCCACGCUGGUAUGAACUAUGUGAUCUGUUCGGCAUGUACAUGAUAGAUGAAGCCAACAUUGAGACUCAUGGUUUUGAUUAUUGUACACAUUUCAAGCAUCCUACUUUGGAACCGAUUUGGGCAGCUGCAAUGCUGGAUCGAGUGAUCAGCAUGGUCGAGAGAGAUAAAAACCACGCAUGCAUUAUUUCUUGGUCUUUAGGGAAUGAAUCUGGAUUUGGGCCAAAUCAUUUUUCUUUAGCUGGUUGGAUUCGUGGAAGAGACCCAUCGCGGGUAGUGCAUUACGAAGGUGGUGGAUCUAGAACUCCUUGCACAGAUAUUGUGUGCCCCAUGUAUAUGCGUGUUUGGGACAUGCUGAAAAUUGCAAAUGAUCCAAAUGAAUCACGACCUCUCAUUCUUUGCGAGUAUUCACAUGCAAUGGGUAACAGCAAUGGGAAUCUACAUAUAUAUUGGGAAGCAAUUGACAACACAUUUGGACUUCAAGGAGGCUUUAUUUGGGAUUGGGUUGAUCAGGCCCUGAUAAAAAUUGAUGAAAGUGGCAGACAGAGAUGGGCGUAUGGAGGUGAAUUUGGGGAUGUUCCUAAUGACUCAAAUUUUUGUUUGAAUGGCCUCACAUUUCCUGAUCGAACUGCUCAUCCUGUUUUACAAGAAGUCAAGUAUCUAUACCAACCAAUCAAGGUGGCUUUGCAUGAAGGGAAAAUUGAGAUUAAAAAUGGGCAUUUUUUUCAAACAACAGAAGGACUGGAGUUUAGUUGGUAUGCUUCUGCAGAUGGGUGUAACCUCGGAUCUGGAAGUUUAAGUCUUGAACCAAUUAAGCCCCAAAGUAGUUAUACCAUCGAUUGGCAAUCAGGUCCAUGGUAUUCUUUGUGGACUUCGUCGUCAUCCGAAGAAAUGUUCCUCACUAUAACUGCAAAGCUUUUGAGUUCUACACGCUGGGUUGAAGCUGGUCAUAUUGUUUCAUCCUCACAAGUUCAACUGCCCACAAAGAGAGGCUUCGUUCCUCAUGCUAUCAAUGUUAGUGGUGGCACCUUGGUGGCUGAAACUCUGGGUGAUAAAAUUAAAGUUAACCAGCAAGAUAUUUGGGACAUAACAUUGAGCACUAAAACAGGAACGGUUGAAAGCUGGAAGGUCAAAGGAGUUGAUGUUCUCAGUAAAGGUAUAUAUCCAUGUUUCUGGAGAGCUCCUACUGAUAACGAUAAAGGCGGAGGACCAGCUAGUUAUUUGUCUAAAUGGAAAGAUGCUGGAAUCGACAGCCUCCACUUUGUUACUGAAAGCUGUUCCCUCCAGAAUACAACUAACAGCUCGGUUCAAAUAUUGGUUGUUUUUCUUGGUGUUUCCAGGCAAGACAAGUCAAAGGUUUUAUUCACAACGGAUAUAAAAUAUUCAAUUCAUGCUUCUGGCGAUGUCAUUGUGGAAUGCAGUGUUAAACCAAACCUGGAUCUUCCUCCUUUGCCACGUGUGGGAGUAGAAUUCAAUGUGGAAAAAUCGUUUGAUCAAGUGACUUGGUAUGGCAGAGGGCCAUUUGAGUGUUAUCCAGAUCGAAAGGCUUCUGCACAGGUUGCGAUAUAUGAGUCGAAUGUUAGUGACUUGCAUGUUCCGUAUGUUGUUCCAGGGGAAAGUUCCGGUAGGGCAGAUGUUAGAUGGGCAACAUUCAAAAAUAAAAAUGGUUUUGGUAUAUAUGCUUCUAGGUAUGGUAGCUCUCCACCAAUGCAAAUGAGUGCAAGCUACUACAGCACUUCGGAGCUUCACCGAGCAAUGCACAAUGAAGAGCUUAUUGCAGGAGAUAGCAUUGAGAUUCAUUUUGACCACAAACACAUGGGUUUGGGUGGAGAUGAUAGUUGGUCCCCAUGUGUGCACAACCAGUAUUUGGUUCCUGCUGUGCCAUACUCUUUCUCUCUAAGGCUAUCUCCAGUUACUCCUGCUUCUUCUGGUCAUGACAUCUACAAAUCUCAGCUUCAAAUCUCUUGAUUUCUCUGAUAUUCGACUAAUUUGUCUACGAAUGAGUAGGAAUAAACUUCAAAGCUCUUGUGAUGUGAGAAAGAAACAUUAACAUGCAAUCUCUGUUGGUACCUAUUUGAAUCUAUUUAUUUAUCUAUUAUAUAAAAAAAAGAAAAACCAAGCUAGUUUUGACAAU